This is a messenger RNA of Capsella rubella, 1482 nucleotides long. Its product is annotated as WAT1-related protein At3g28050. The record is from RefSeq and is a predicted model, not a curated record. Gene Ontology annotation, cellular component: plasma membrane. The transcript has 7 exons. Lineage: Eukaryota; Viridiplantae; Streptophyta; Magnoliopsida; Brassicales; Brassicaceae. The coding region runs from base 215 to 1147 and encodes 310 amino acids. Gene Ontology annotation, molecular function: transmembrane transporter activity.
UGUAUGUAUGACUACACAAUACAUUUGCUGAAAUCUAACUUUCACCCACUCACCUUCUUUUCUUCUUCUCUCUCCCCAACAAAAUACAAAAAACAGAACAAAACUCUGUUUCUCUCACCUUUACAUAUAGUGUAAAAGAAAAACUCACUUCUUCGAAUCUCCACAUCUAUUAGACCACACAGAGAGACAUAGCAAAGAGAGAGUAGAGAAGAAGAUGGCUGUAAAAUACUUCCAGAGAGAGGUGUUACCAGUAACAGCUCUGGUGAUAAUGGAAUGUGCAAACGUUGGUUUGAACACUCUCUUCAAAGCAGCUACUUUGAAAGGCAUGAGCUCUCAUGUCUUCAUCGUUUACUCUUAUGGUCUUGCUGCUCUUCUUCUCUUACCUUCUCUCUUUUGCUCCUUCAGAUCAAGAACUCUUCCACCGAUGAAUUUCUCAAUCCUGUACAAGAUCGUGCUUCUAGGGAUUAUUGGAUGCUGUUCAAACAUAAUGGGAUACACAGGGAUCAAUUAUAGUAGUCCAACACUUGCUUCUGCAAUCAGCAACCUUACUCCAGCUUUCACCUUCUUGCUCGCCGUCCUUUUCAGGAUGGAGACUGUGUCUUUCAAAAGAACAAGUAGUGUGGCUAAAAUGUUAGGAACAGUUGUGUCUAUUGGAGGUGCAUUUAUAGUGACUCUUUACAAUGGUCCGGUGGUGAUUGCUACAUCGCCACCGUCUGUUUCUUUGCGGUCGCAAUCGACUAAUCCUAAUUGGAUACUUGGCGCGGCUUUCCUCUCGGUUGAGUAUUUUUGUGUUCCAUUGUGGUACAUUGUUCAGACUCAAAUCAUGAGAGAGUAUCCGGCCGAGUUUACCGUUGUUUGCUUUUAUAGCUUAGGCGUGAGCUUUUGGACUGCGUUAGUUACAUUGUUCACAGAAGGGAGUGACUUGGGUGUAUGGAAGAUAAAACCAAAUAUAGCUUUAGUGUCAAUCGUUUGCUCGGGAUUGUUUGGAUCUUGCAUAAACAAUACUAUUCAUACGUGGGCAUUGCGGAUCAAGGGGCCUUUAUUCGUUGCAAUGUUCAAACCAUUGUCGAUUGCGAUAGCUGUUGCAAUGGGCGUUAUAUUUCUUCGCGAUUCUCUCUAUAUCGGCAGCUUGAUCGGGCAACGGUAAUAACAAUGGGGUUUUACACGGUGAUGUGGGGCAAAGCUAAAGAAGUGGCCUUGGUCGAAGAUGACAAAAAGGCUAACCAUGAGCAGGCCAAUGAAGCUGAUAUUGACUCUCCAUUGGGUUCACAGAAGGCUCCUCUCUUGGAAAGUUACAAGAACGAUGAACAUGUCUAAGGAUCAUCAAGCAUUGAAGAUCGCGCUAUAUAUAUGUGUGAAAUUUCAUAUGUGAAUGUCUUUGUAAUUUAUUUGACAAAACAAAUGUGAUCUUUAAUUUUAGGAAUCAAAUGUUUUCUAAUCAAUCACUUAUAAUUUAGGAUAUCUUCAAAUCAUGUUUUUUAA